Messenger RNA from Camarhynchus parvulus, 872 nucleotides. It is a transcript of the gene PSMG4, whose product is annotated as proteasome assembly chaperone 4. Lineage: Eukaryota; Metazoa; Chordata; Aves; Passeriformes; Thraupidae. The record is from RefSeq and is a predicted model, not a curated record. Gene Ontology annotation, biological process: proteasome assembly. The transcript is spliced from 3 exons. The coding region runs from base 83 to 460 and encodes 125 amino acids.
CCCGGGGCCACGGGGCGGGCCGGGCCCGGCCUCCCGCUCGGGCCUUGCGUGCUCGGGCCUGGCCGCGCCGGGAGAAGCGGCGAUGGAGGCGGCGGGCGGCGGCGGCGGAGCGGCGGGCGGCAUCGCCCUGCACGACUUCAGCGGGCAGCUGGGCGAGCAGCGGGUGCACUUCCACGCCAUGCGGCUGCGGGACUCGCUCUUCCUCUGGGUGGGCGCCGCGCCCGCCCUGGCCAGCCUGGCCGUCGCCAUGUGCAGCCCCCGUGACAGCAUCCCGGUGGCCGCCUCGCUCCUGGGGGACCCCUCGGACACCGCUUCCUCCUGCCUGGCGCAGCGCUUGGCCAGCAAGACCAAAAAGCAGAUAUUUGUCAGCUACAAUCUUCAAAACACAGACAGCAAUUUCACCUUACUCAUAGAAAACAGGAUCAAAGAAGAAAUGACAGCUUUUCCAGAGAAGUUCUGAUUGUGCAUCAUUGUAAAAGAAGAUGAAGGUUUUGUUUCAGAAAAACUUAUUGCUAUUUUCACACUGACAUUAAGUUAGUAUAUUUCUUUUGUAUUGUUUUGAUUGAAUUUGUGGUUGUUAUUAAAUAUAGAUACACUUGACUAGGAUUUUCUUUUUUUUCAAAUAGAAUUUGAAUUUUCAAAGCAGAUUUUUUUUUGCUACCCUGCCAAGUAGGAUAGCAAAUGGAUGCUGGAAUGGAUGAACAUGAUUGAAAAAGUGCAUGUGGUGUGUGGCCUCUACACAGUACUGGGGCCUGAUGGCAAAUCAGUUCCAAAUGCUGUCUGCACAAUUAAUCUACUGUGUACUAGCACUGAACAUAAUAUAGCAGCUUUUGGUGUUCAAAUAAAGAAGCCCCACAUUUUUGUAUGGUAAA